Molecule: messenger RNA, 733 nt
Organism: [Torrubiella] hemipterigena
Lineage: Eukaryota; Fungi; Ascomycota; Sordariomycetes; Hypocreales; Clavicipitaceae
Source: the annotation of a GenBank genome assembly
AGGGGAUGGAGCUCAAACGUAUCACGUGAUAGGUAACGUGACUUCAUUUUCCCGCUCGCUUGUUCCACGCACAACAGCUCACGUGUUUGCCCUAAGAAAAAAUCCACCACAUUUUUCAGUGGGCGAUCUGUAUAGCGACGAGUGCACUUUUCGCUCGAGUUGGUCUUUGUCACAUCCACCCCUCGACAACCUCACCACACAUAACCAUUCAAAAUGACCAAGCGCACGAAGAAGGUCGGUGUCACCGGCAAGUACGGUGUCCGUUACGGUGCCUCCCUGCGUAAGCAGGUCAAGAAGAUGGAAAUCACCCAGCACGCCAAGUACACCUGCACUUUCUGCGGCAAGGUCACUGUCCGCCGCCAAUCUACCGGUAUCUGGAACUGCCGCUCUUGCAAGCGCACCAUGGCUGGUGGUGCUUACACCGUUGCCACUCCUGCUGCUGCUGCUAUGCGCUCGACUCUCCGUCGUCUGCGUGAGAUUGCUGAAGUUUAAGGGGAGAGGGAUGAUAAAAGAAGAAGUGUUUUAUGGGGAAGGGAGCAAAGGGUUUACGGCAUUUGGCUUUUCGGUCUGGUGUACGGGGAAUCAAGGUUGGCGCGCCUAGUAGCGACGAGUUGACGAACAUGCACAUCGACACUCGACGACUUUCUGGACAGAGGCCGCAAAUAGCAAUGACUUCAAAAAGUUGCAUGGUCUCAGACCCAAAACAAAAAAUAUAACAAAAAUUUUAACUCUC